This is a messenger RNA of Tribolium castaneum (red flour beetle), 456 nucleotides long. It is a transcript of the gene Urm1, whose product is annotated as Ubiquitin-related modifier 1. Gene Ontology annotation, biological process: tRNA thio-modification; protein urmylation. The record is from RefSeq and is a predicted model, not a curated record. Gene Ontology annotation, cellular component: nucleus; cytoplasm. The coding region runs from base 119 to 412 and encodes 97 amino acids. Gene Ontology annotation, molecular function: protein tag activity. The transcript is spliced from 5 exons. NCBI's taxonomy places the organism in Eukaryota, Metazoa, Arthropoda, Insecta, Coleoptera, Tenebrionidae.
AAUUUUAUAAACUGGAUUGGCUAACAUGGUUGACAGAACUUGACAUGUUAUGAAAUUAAAGGUUAUGAGAAUCAAAUUGUAAUUUUUUGUAAUUAUUUUUUUAGUAAUAUAAACCGAAAUGCACAUAACGGUGCAAUUUGGGGGUGGUGCUGAAUUGCUUUUUGAUAACAAAAAGAGUCACGAUGUAACAUUACCUGAAAAAGACAAGGAAUGGAUAAUUAAGGAUUUACUUAUUUGGAUUAAAGAUAAUUUAUUGAAAGAGCGACCAGAACUGUUUUUGCAAGAUGAGUCUGUGCGACCUGGAAUACUCGUCUUAAUCAAUGACGCAGAUUGGGAAUUGAUGGACACUGUUAACUAUGUCAUUCGGGAAAAUGAUAGGAUAUUGUUUAUUUCCACAUUACACGGGGGUUAAUUUUAUUGUAUCUGUUUUUUUUUAAAUAAAAGAUUUGUUUAUGA